UAAAGCGGCUUUCUUGCGGCGCGGAACACAUCGGAAACGAGCGUAGAAUACGGCAAGCGAGAAGCGAAGCGCCGUCAGACAUCGUGUCGAGAAAGAAAUUGGUGCUAAGAAACCCAAAGACCCCCUUCUACAACCGCCCAAAUAAACAGUGCACAAAUAAAAUACAAAAAGAAAGCAAAAGUUCCUAGACAAAGAGUGAUCGCUGAACGUAUCGAGAUGCUAACCAAGCAGCCAGACUACACAAUCUCCGAGCUGGGCUAUCCGCAGUGGAACGAUGAUAAUAAGCUACACAGAAAGUGCCGCCCACCACCGCCUAAUACCAGUUAUAGCCACAGUUUCAGUUCCAGCCAUACUUCCAGUCCCAACCGCCUGCUGCCGUUGCGUGAGACGCUGGAUGAUUAUUACAAGCGUCUGCUGUUGAGUGAACAGCGAAGCAGAGUUGAGAAUUGUGACAGAGACUUGGAUGAUGUUGUCGCACAGCAGAAGAGACACAAGAAUCAAUGGAACGUGCAGCAACAGCGCAGCAACAACCGCAACAGCAAUCACAGACGCAAUCAAAACUGUCGAGAUAAAGCACAAGCAACAUCGCCAGCACGAAUAGCAACCACAGCAACAACAGCAGCAACGAUGAAGGCAACCUUGGUGACUUGCGAUUUAAAUAGUUUUUGAUUGUCAGAGGCCGGAGAAGCCUCCUGAGAAGAAGCUUCUGCUCAGCAACUGAACUACAAAAAUGACGGGACUGAUUAAACGUGCUAAAUUUUAAACAGAAUAAAACAUUUUGCGUAGACUUUUAAGCAUUAAUUCUAAGUAAAUCAUGAGUAAUAACACUUAAUUUAAUUGCAUGCCACGCAGUUUGCAUAACAAACAAUAAAAACGAGAGAAAAAACACAAACAAAACAGAAACAAAU
Messenger RNA from Drosophila nasuta, 908 nucleotides. RefSeq lists its product as uncharacterized. The record is from RefSeq and is a predicted model, not a curated record. The transcript has 3 exons. NCBI's taxonomy places the organism in Eukaryota, Metazoa, Arthropoda, Insecta, Diptera, Drosophilidae. The coding region runs from base 217 to 669 and encodes 150 amino acids.